This is a messenger RNA of Talaromyces rugulosus, 1653 nucleotides long. RefSeq lists its product as uncharacterized. Gene Ontology annotation, cellular component: mitochondrion; cytosol. Gene Ontology annotation, biological process: dTMP biosynthetic process. The coding region runs from base 1 to 1653 and encodes 550 amino acids. NCBI's taxonomy places the organism in Eukaryota, Fungi, Ascomycota, Eurotiomycetes, Eurotiales, Trichocomaceae. Gene Ontology annotation, molecular function: thymidylate synthase activity. The record is from RefSeq and is a predicted model, not a curated record. The transcript is spliced from 5 exons.
AUGUCUACAUCGAUCAGCGAAAAGACUGCUUCGAACCAUGAGGAGCAUCAGUACCUCGACCUCGUGCGCGAGAUUCUAGACCAGGGAGAGCACCGACCAGACCGAACUGGCACGGGCACAUACUCGAUAUUCGCCCCGCGGCCGCUGAAGUUUUCUCUGAAUACCGACGGCCGCCCUAUUCUACCAUUAUUGACCACAAAGCGAGUUUUCCACCGCGCCAUAAUUGCCGAACUACUAUGGUUCAUUAAAGGAGACACGUCGUCUCUUUCAUUAAGCGACGUUGGAGUCAAGAUCUGGGAUGGCAACGGGUCGCGCGAAUUCCUCGAUAACCUAGGCCUCACAGACCGGGCUGUCGGCGACUUGGGUCCUGUGUAUGGAUUCCAGUGGCGGCAUUUCGGCGCCGAGUAUGUGGAUGCCCAGACCGAUUACACGGGGCAGGGCGUCGAUCAACUCGCCAAUAUUAUUCAUAAACUACGAACGAAUCCGUUUGACCGUAGGCUGAUCCUGAGUGCCUGGAAUCCACGGGAUCUGACCAAGAUGGUUUUGCCGCCUUGCCACAUGUUUGCCCAGUUUUAUGUGUCGUAUCCGAGACAAAAAGGAUCCGUACAGAAUGGGGAUGAAAACAACAAGCCAAAGGGCCAUUUGCACUGCCAACUAUACCAGAGGUCUUGUGAUAUGGGCCUCGGCGUUCCUUUCAACAUUGCAAGCUACGCCUUGUUGACACACAUGAUCGCGCAUGUAUGUGAGCUCGUGCCAGGGAGCUUAACUCAUGUCAUGGGCGAUGCACACGUCUACGUUGAUCACGUCGAUGCGCUCAAGACACAGCUGGAACGCGAGCCGCGCAGCUUUCCUGACUUGGAAAUCACGCGAGAGCAGGGAGGCAGCAUCGAUGGCUGGAAGCCGGAGGAUUUUGUGAUCAAUGGAUAUGACCCGCACAAGUCUAUUCCAAUGAAAAUGUCUAUUACAUGUUGUUCUUUAACCACGAGAAUGGCUCCGAUCCGGCGAUAUCUACGAAUCAGCAAAUACUCCGUCUUGGAAUGUCGAAUAUUCCUCGAGAACCCGUCCGACACACGAUGGCUGUUAGAUUCUUCACGCGAUAACGCAGUCUUGCCGCGAAUCUUUGAGACGAUCAAGCCGUUGGUGCUACCGAAGCUCCGUGAGGAGAAUGAGCGUGCGUUGGCGAAGAAGAAGAGUAACCCGGUGAAGGAUGUUCUAGUGGAGGAUGAUUUCGAAGUCGCCAUCUUUCUCCGCGAGUCGGGAACGCGGCAUUCUCUUUUGACGAAACAGAAAACGUUUAAAAAGAAAGAGAGAACUACAAGCAACUCGAACAAGCUCAUUGAAACAAACACGCACGACGAGAUCCUAGUCGAGAGCGAUGACGAGACGGAUGUUCCGAUGAGCAAUAUACCCACGGCGACUGAAGAGGUGGACGAGGCAGAACAUAAUGAUGAUGGCGAAGACACAGAAGAUAAAAAGUUUCGGCUCACGACUACUUACGAAGGAUUCAGCAUCUGGGGAUGGGUUCUCUGUCUGCUCGUCACCCGCAAAGGGACCAAGGCCGUAUCGGCUACGGCGGCUUCCACGGGAUCGGGACAGGCGUUAAUGGAGGAAUGGAUAGGGACGCAAGUACAAGCGGAUCUUGACGAAGACUGA